Fusarium vanettenii 77-13-4 is the source of this 1047-nucleotide messenger RNA. RefSeq lists its product as uncharacterized. The transcript has a single exon. The record is from RefSeq and is a predicted model, not a curated record. Lineage: Eukaryota; Fungi; Ascomycota; Sordariomycetes; Hypocreales; Nectriaceae. Bases 1 to 1047 code for a protein of 348 amino acids. Gene Ontology annotation, molecular function: oxidoreductase activity, acting on the CH-OH group of donors, NAD or NADP as acceptor.
AUGCCGUCGGCGCUUCCGAAACCCAUACUGCCUCCCUCUGUGGUCGUGGUCACAGGAGCCAAUGGCUUCAUAGCCCAGCAUUGCAUCGCCUUGCUUCUCUCCAUGGGAUACAAAGCUGUUGGCACUGUUCGGUCUCCGUCCAAGAUUGAGCAAGUCCACGAUACUCAUGAAGGACAUCCUAACCUUUGCGUUGUGGUGGUUGAGGACAUUACGUCUGUCGAAUCCUAUGUUUCUGCCCUGGAGCCUGUUCGGCCGAGCGCAAUCUUGCAUCUCGCCGCCCCUUUUCAUUACGACACGAACGAUCUGGAAAAUGAUCUUAUGAUACCUACCAUCAAGGGUGCAACAGCCGUUCUUUGUGCGGCCGAACAACUCGGAGGUGUAAAGCGCAUUGUUCAUACCAACUCAUUCGCUGGCAUCUACGACGCCUCAAAAGGGCCACAACCGGGCAAGAUUUACACGGCGAAAGAUUGGUCACCGCUGACCUAUGAGGAUGGCGUAAACGCUCCUGCUGCAGCCAUAGCAUAUCGAGCCAGCAAGACUGUUGCCGAAAGGGCUGCAUGGAAGUGGAUGGACGAUAACCCAUCGGCAGAGUUCGACCUUGUGAGCCUCAACCCAGCCAUGGUGUUUGGACCAUUUCUGCCCGGCGCAAUCCCAAACAGUCCAGAGAAGCUCAACACCUCCAAUCGAAUCGUCUACGAUGUUGUAUCUGCCGGAGAGCAUGGCGCGAUACCCGAUACACGAGGCCCAGUCUGGGUCAGCGUCAAGGACGUCGCGCUCGCGCAUCUCAAAGCUCUUCAAGUUCCCGAAGCCGGCGGGGAGCGAUAUCUUUUGGCUGCAGGAGUAUACUGCAAUCAAGAGAUCGCCGAUGUUGCACGAAAGACAGCGGGGGAGCACAAGGCCAAAAUUCCUCAAGGGUCUCCCGGGUUGAGACAGGCUGACACGCAUUUCGGUAUUGAUGCUAGUGAGACCGAGAGGGUCUUGGGAAUUGAGUGGCAGGGUUUGCCAGAUGUGCUGCCUAAGUUAGUAUCACAGUUAUUGAGUAUUUAA